This is a messenger RNA of Rhopalosiphum maidis (corn leaf aphid), 1545 nucleotides long. RefSeq names its product katanin p60 ATPase-containing subunit A1-like. Gene Ontology annotation, molecular function: ATP binding; microtubule binding; microtubule severing ATPase activity. The transcript is spliced from 7 exons. The record is from RefSeq and is a predicted model, not a curated record. Gene Ontology annotation, biological process: microtubule severing. Bases 8 to 1477 code for a protein of 489 amino acids. Gene Ontology annotation, cellular component: microtubule cytoskeleton. Lineage: Eukaryota; Metazoa; Arthropoda; Insecta; Hemiptera; Aphididae.
CAUCACCAUGUCCGAAGGUAGUCGAAACGUCGAGUUCGAGAUACAGAUGACCGUACCGGUCACCACGAGACACUUGUACAAACUUCCUCCUGGACUAUCUAAUAAUAGACCGUCAGGAUGGAUAGUUCAACAAGAAGUUGCUCGUAUGAUGGACUCAUUGUUAGAUCCAUUUUCAUCAUUUGCAUCAUUUUCUAAACCCGUUCGGCGAACAAACCAAUCGUCAAAACGAUCACACCUUUAUAGAUCCUCGUCACAACAAACGCAGACACAAAAUGUAGCAUCCAACGCUAAUCGUGCAAAUAAUGAUAAUCGUUUUAACGGUAAUAAUAAUCAGCAACAAUACAAACCAAACGGUCCAUCAGAGAAAUGGGCCGCUUCUUUAAGAAAAAGAGAUCCAGAGUUAUUGCCCGCUAUACACACAAGAAGGGACAGGUGUUGUUCACAUCCUGGUGGAUAUAGAACAAAGCCUGUCAUACCGCCCCUUCAUCAUUCCACGCCGUCGACGGCUCCUCGACCCACAGACCAUAAGAAACAACCGCAGAAAACCAAGACCAUAAUUGGUUAUGAGCCUCAUCUAGUAGACAUUAUCGAAAAAGACAUUUUACAAAGGAAUCCCAAUGUCCAAUGGGAUCGGAUCGCUGGGUUGAAGCACGCGAAAACUUUACUACAAGAAGCUAUGGUGCUACCGAUGCUGAUGCCCGAUUUUUUUAAGGGUAUCCGGAGACCGUGGAAGGGUGUUUUAAUGGUCGGUCCGCCCGGUACCGGAAAGACAAUGUUGGCCAAGGCUGUGGCUACCGAAUGCGGGACGACGUUUUUCAACGUUUCCUCGUCUACGAUGACGUCUAAAUACCGAGGAGAAUCGGAGAAAUUGGUCAGACUAUUGUUUGAAAUGGCAAAAAUCCAUUCGCCGUCAACAAUAUUCAUAGACGAAGUAGACUCGCUGUGUUCCUUACGGGGUUCCGAAGGCGAACACGAAGCGUCUAGGAGGUUUAAAGCAGAACUCUUGAUUCACAUGGAUGGCUUAAACUCGUCCAGUGACGAAGAAAAUACCCCAUCUAUCAUGGUUCUGGCAGCCACUAAUCAUCCAUGGGAUAUUGAUGACGCUUUCAGAAGACGCUUCGAAAAGAGAAUAUAUUUGCCGUUACCAAAUGACGAGUCACGGAUAACGUUGUUGAAACUGUGCUUGGAAGGCGUAAACUUGGACGAAUCAUUCGAUUAUAGAUUCGUAGCUAACAAAUUAAGAGGCUACACAGGAUCGGAUAUUGCUAACGUUUGCCGGGACGCAGCUAUGAUGGGCAUGAGACGUAAGAUCGUCGGACAAACUCCGGACCAAAUCAAGAACAUAAAACGUGCUGACAUAGACUUACCAGUAACGGUCCAAGAUUUUAACGAAGCUAUCGAGAGGUGUCGAAAAACUGUUACCAGUCAAGACAUUGAAAAAUAUCAAUCGUGGAUAGAUGAGUUUGGCUCAUUUUAAUCUUUAAAAGUUUCGAUUUUUAUCUUAACACAUUAUAAUUUUGUUAUUCGACAACAAUAAAAAAAAUA